Messenger RNA from Crotalus tigris (Tiger rattlesnake), 2459 nucleotides. It is a transcript of the gene CUNH4orf17, whose product is annotated as chromosome unknown C4orf17 homolog. The transcript has 10 exons. Lineage: Eukaryota; Metazoa; Chordata; Lepidosauria; Squamata; Viperidae. The record is from RefSeq and is a predicted model, not a curated record. Bases 347 to 1339 code for a protein of 330 amino acids.
AGCCAGGAACAAAGAAAGCAAAAUAUAGGUUGAAAAACAUAUCCAGUUGCCUGAGACAAGGGCCAAAUGUAUUGCAAAAAUUGCUUUGCCUAUUCGGAGAAGAAUAGUUCAAAAUCAGAAAAGCAUUUGACUCAACUGAAGAAGUGCAAGCAGCAGUAGAAUAAGAAAGACUACAUAAGCACCACAUUCUGCUAGAUAUAACAGAGGCUGUCCAUUUGACCAUCUCAGUAUAUUCCAUCAUUUUUGCCAUCCACUUCUCCACUGUGGCAUUAAAGAUCCCUCCAGAAGAUGCUGCAGCUACUCGUUGCCCCAUGAAUAACUGCAUAGAAAAAAGCACAGUCUUAAGAUGAAUAUCAAUUUCCGACAACAACCUGAGCUUCUUAUGAACAAAGGAAAUGCCGGGAAAAGGUCAAAUGAGCCCGUGCAAAGAGCAGGAACUUAUUUUGUUUGUAGACACUCUCCACAUCCCAAAAAUGUAUGUCACAUUAAAGGAUUAAAUGAUGUGCCUGUCUGCUUUGUACGAGACCGAGGAUAUAAUGAAGGACAUUUCACCAUGCCAGGCCCAGCAUACAGCCAGCCUUACAGGCCUGUUAGAACUCCAGCAGAUAAGAUUUUUCCCAAUAAUGCUUUGCCAAGCCUGAUACCAGAGGGAGACGGAGCAAAUCUUCCACAUCUUACUAAGGAUGAAUUUGCAGAGCUAAAAAAUCAAGCAGGAAACACUCCUCUCUUAAAGAGAAAGGAUGAACCUCUGACGAAAUACUUAGGAGACCAUCCACAAAGUAGGACUUCUCGGGACCUCCAUCUUUUCCCUCUCCCGAGAAUGCAUCAUAAAGAAAACUUCAGGGAAAAUAUUAAUUAUGUUCCAAGCUAUCUGGAUCAAGAAAUAAAAGUCCUGGAAAAACUCUGUGACAUUUUACAGACAGAUACCCUUGGAGGGAUCCAAAAGUGGUUAUUAAAGGCAAGUGUGAAAGAGAAAGAGUUUGUAUCCAAUUUCAUACGCUCAGAUAUGACCGGCCGUGAUCUGUUGAAUUAUAUGCCAACAGGCCAGAUUGAAAGUGAAGUUCCAAACAUUCAGGCUUUGCUGAGAGGGCAAAAAGGAACACCUAAUGAAGGUAGCCGUAUCAGGACUUCAAGCCAAGGAUCACUAGCCAGUAAAGGAUCAAGACCAGAUACAGAAAAAAGUAAUUUAUUUGCAAAGAGAGGGAAAAUAGAAGACAAUGCACCACUAGAGGAUCUUCCCAGCAGUUCUGCAAAACACUCAAGUGGCCCUCAGUCUCCUUUUUUGACCCAAAACAGCACCCAGUUUUUAUACCGCAAGGCUCGCUUUAGAAAAACUUAAUUCAGGAAGAAUUCUUCACACCUCUUUCCUUUCCUGAGAGUCUCUGAAAACGAAAAGGGCAUUUUCUUAGAGGGCUGUGUGUAGUAAAUCUCUGAUGGUGACAUCCUGAUCUAAGUCCAAAUCUAAUCUAAGCCCAAAUAAUACAGUGAACAAAUAAUGAAAAUGCUAAAUACAUUUUAUUUGUCUUUGUAAGAGUUCACAGCUGAUGUUUAAAAUUUGUACCAGACGUAACUGACAUUUCCAUUAUGUCAGAAUACAAAUAAUGAAGUAAUUUAUUUACUUAUAACUUUCAGAAUUUUAAAUGCACUUUUCAUUGAGAAUUAACUCCAAGAAAGAUAUUAGUCUGGAUUUAACCACGUAAAUUAUCCUGUUUUGACCAUUUAAAAUUGAUUAUUUUGUUUUCUGCUAAUCCAAGAAACCUUUUGCUUCAUCUAAAGAUGUUGUUUUAACUGUUAGAUUUUAUAUUUUCAACAACAGAAAGUCAACAAUUGCAUGCUUAUUCAUUUCUCCUUUCCAGCAUUUCAUGGAAGAAUAUUGGUUCUACUGUAAAGCUAUCUUAAUAAGUGAUAGUUUUCGAUGUGCCCAUAAUAGUAUCUCAUCAGUCCCAAAAUGGGAUGUGCAGACAUGGCCUGAACAUUUCUACUUUUUUUCUGGAGUGGCUCAGUGGAUUUCAAGAGGCACCACUUAAUGAUACAUCAAUUUUGAUGUAUGCUGUGUACAUCUUUAGGAGAUGAAAGGCAGCUUAGGGAAGAGAAUGAAAAUAGUAGUACUCUUUGGACAGAAAGAAUUUUAACAGUCUUCUUACUAAAUCAGAUUGUAUGUUUGUGGAGAAGUCCAAAUCAACAAGCUUCCUACUCAAGAGAAUUAUGGCUUCUGCAAAAGCAUACCAUAGCACAGGGAAAGUAAUUGGUAGUUUCAAAUUCUAGCUAAGCUCCUCAUAUCCCAGAGCUUCACUGUGAAUCCUUAUUUCUUUAAGAAGAGUAUCACUGCAAUGGAAUAUACCAGUGAUGGCGAAUCUUUUAGAGACUCAGUGCCCAAACUGCAACACAAAACCCACUUAUUUAUCACCAGGUGCCAGGUGAGCAUGGCCACGGUGAUCAUGGCAGAUUGGGUGGGCAGG